AUGAAACCUUUUGCACGUGUAGAGCUCGAAUUCUGCAAAGAGGUUACUAAAAAAUUAUAUAAACAUCCACUAGCACGCGCCUUUAUUCGUCCAGUUAAUCCAGAACUUGAUCGUGCAAAUGAUUAUUUCCAAAUCAUCCAAAAGCCAAUGGAUCUCGGUACAAUUCAAAGAAAAUUAGAUAAGGGUGAAUACGCACAUGUUGAUGAAUGGCAGCAAGAUAUUAAAUUAGUUUGGGAUAAUGCAAAAAGCUAUAACAACGACAAGAAAUCUCUUCUUUACAGAGCAGCAGAAAAUUUAAGCCAGAAAUGCAAUAAGAUAUUCAAAUUUAUACCUAAAGAUGAAACAGAAUAUUGGACACUUAAAUUAGCAAAGGCCAAUGCAAAAUUAGCGAAGUUCUUUGAUAACGCUCCACCAGAGUUGAGCACUUAUCCUCGCGCACCUCAAAACGCUCUUAUCGAAGAACCUCCUAAACCUACAACAGCAGCACCAGCAACAAACAACACUGCUUAA
Trichomonas vaginalis G3 is the source of this 510-nucleotide messenger RNA. RefSeq names its product acetylation-dependent protein binding. NCBI's taxonomy places the organism in Eukaryota, Parabasalia, Trichomonadida, Trichomonadidae. The coding region runs from base 1 to 510 and encodes 169 amino acids. The transcript has a single exon. Gene Ontology annotation, molecular function: protein binding. The record is from RefSeq and is a predicted model, not a curated record.